Molecule: messenger RNA, 582 nt
Organism: Mesocestoides corti
Lineage: Eukaryota; Metazoa; Platyhelminthes; Cestoda; Cyclophyllidea; Mesocestoididae
Source: the annotation of a GenBank genome assembly
AUGAGCAUUACGGAGGUUUUUAAGAAAAUUCCCACGCCCCAAAUCAAUCUGUCUAAUGUGCAGUUGCCCUCUUUUGGGAAGGAUUCUUCCAAUGGCAAGGCGCCACUCAAUAUGUCAAAAGAGGACAUGGAACAGCUGAUUAACACAAUUCGUCACACAACACUAGCAACCGAAGACGGCGCGUUCGUUGCCCUCUGGAUCCUCACGCUAAUUGAUCACUGGAACAACGAACACGAGCGCAUUGUUGUCCUGACUGAACGCAGCUUCUACAUCAUCCGCUACGACUUUCUGAGCGGAGUGAUUCGCGAGAGCAGACGGGUCGGUCUGGGUCAACUGGUCUCCGUGACAACUGGGCCUCUCGUCUUCCCCACCAAGUCUCUGAUGCCGUAUGUCGCCGUUGAUUUUAUCAAGCCUCAUUUGACCAAACACAUUAACGGGAUGCUACUAGAAAUUUUCAAGGUCACUACAGUAGCUUUUGAUUUGGCUAUACCGAAAUGCGAACCCUCAACGAGGGAGCGGUGUGUGCUUGCCUCGUCCAAUCCGCUUGCAGUCAAUUUGAGCACUGGUGUCCACGAGCUGUAA